AUGACUCUCCAACCUCUCUUCUUGGUCUUCAUCUUGAUGGCUGCCAGCAUCUCGGCUAUGCGUGUCCAGGUCGCUGCUAAAUGGGGCAAAACAAUGGGCCAAAGGACAAGCAAGUUGGUAGAAAUUGCUGACUCUCGGGCCGACUCCGUGGUCGCAGGUAUGGGUACCUGGUCUCAGGGCAGAUACCAGGCCCAUGUGAAAACAGAUUCUCGAGGCAGAGGCGUUCCUCCAAUGCUCAUUAUCAAUCCGACUAGAGACGCAUCAAACGCAAAUGAAGGGCAUGCCAUGGUUGCGGAGAUGCAGUCACUUAUGCGUCAGAAUGCCAACUCGAGGUCUCCGUCUCCUGCUCCGGCCACCGGUGUAAAUUCGGCACCACCCAAGAAGGCACCACCCAAGAAGGCACCACCCAAGAAGGCACCAUCCAAGAAGGCACCAUCCAAACAGGGGAAGCGCUCCUACUACAUCCGAAGCCGAUACAACAACUACUAA
Clonostachys solani is the source of this 489-nucleotide messenger RNA. The record is from the annotation of a GenBank genome assembly. Lineage: Eukaryota; Fungi; Ascomycota; Sordariomycetes; Hypocreales; Bionectriaceae.